UCUGAAUAUUCUUGCUUUGGCAGUCAAGUUUGGUUAGAAACUUGGCUUAGGGUUGAGAAAACCGGCAGUUACUGAUCAAGACGACUUCCAUGAAUUUUCUUUCGCACCCGUCAGCUUAUAAUGGAUGGCCAAUCAAUAAUGUCUUAUUCUACACUAUAUACAACCGUUUUGAGCUGCAGGCCACUAUUAAACUCUCAUUCUGCCAUGGCACAGCAAGAGCAGGACCUUGCCUCCGUUGCUGCUGCACGCGAAAUUCUCAAGGAAAGCUUGGACAAAUCAUGGGAUUUAGACUUCGCCAUCAGAGAAACGGGCUCGAGAUUAGACCAGAGCGAGCAGCGAUUGGCAUCACUCCGAUCCGCCAUUGGACAUGUGGCUUCUAAAUGCGCUCUUUAUGACGUCAGGGGCCAUGUUGACCGUGCUCUUGGCCCUGCUGCUGCUGUUUUAAGGAUCUUUGACGUUGUUCAUGAGCUCGAGACUUCGCUCAUCUCAGCCGAUCCUUCUUCUGAUUUGCGUAGUUAUCUCGUCAACGUUCAGCGGAUGGAGGAAGCAGUCAAGCUCCUCAGAGAUAGUUGCAAGUUGGUCACUCUUUGGCUAGAAGAUGCAGUGCAGUUUCUUCAAGACAAAGGCAUUGAAGGAGAUUUGUACUUUCUUAAGUUCAAGAAAUCCUUGAUGAUACUUCAACAGUUGCAGGAAGUUGAGGAAAAUUUUGGUCUCAAUGGAGGGCUUCUAAUGGAUGCUUUCAACCAGCUUGAAAAUGAAUUCAGACGCCUUGUGACUGACAACAGCUUUCCUCCUCCCCGGCCCGACGAGCUAGAAGUGAGUCCAAUUCCUCCUCCACUAUCUUUCCCUGACUCUGACAUAGAGAAGAUGCAGACCAUCAUGGAGAGGUUAACUGCGAGCAAUCGUCUUGACAGGUGCCUGUCCAUCUACAUCGAGGUUCGGACUUCAAUGGUUACGACUGCAUUACAGGCACUGGAUCUUAGUUACCUUGAACUAUCAUUGUCUGAAUUUGAUAGUGUGCAAAACUUAGAAGGCUGCAUAGACCAAUGGGUUAAGCACCUGCAAUUUGCCGUCAAAUAUCUAUUUGAGAUGGAAUACAGGCUUUGCCAUGAAGUCUUCCAAAAAGCUGGAUCUGAUGUCUGUAUGGAAUGCUUUGCAAAGAUUGUUCUUCGAUCCGGAUUUCAGAAUUUCAUCAGGUUCGCCAACUCAAUCACACGAAGUAAGAAGGAAGCGAUCAAGCUUUUGAAGCUCUUGGACAUCUUUGCAGCAUUGGAUGAGCUGAGACUAAAUUUUAACAGACUCUUCAGUGGAAAAUCCUGUUUUGAUAUUCAAACUCAGACCAGAGACCUCAUUAAAGGAGUCGUUGAUGGGGCUUGUGAACUUUUCUGGGAGCUUUCUAUUCAAGUGGAGUCACAAAGGUCAUACAAUCCACCAAGUGAUGGCAGCGUCCCAAGGCUGGUACGCUUUGUCAUUGAUUAUUGCAAUAUACUGGUUGAGGAUGAGUACAAGUCAAUAUUGCUGGAAGUUCUGGAGAUACACUGCAGUUGGAAUAAUCUUGAAUUUGAACAGGGACUUCUCUCAGGCCAGGUCCAACGCAUACUUGAGGCACUUGAGCUGAACUUGCAAACUUGGGCAAAAGCGUACGAGGACACCAAUCUGUCCCACUUUUUCAGGAUGAACAAUUAUUGGUAUUUUUGCAAGAAUGUUGAGGGAACAAAGCUUGGUGACCUCAUGGGACACGAUUGGUUGAGGGCUUAUGAGGACGACAUGGAGUACUAUGCAGCAACAUAUGUCAGUGAGAGCUGGGGAAAACUUCCAGCACUAAUAAGCGAGGAGGACUUGGUUUUGUUCCCAGGUGGAAGAGCGAUCAAUCAUAAUCUGGUACAAAAGAGAAUUGAGGAAUUCUGCAAUGCUUUUGAAGACAUGUAUAAACAGCAAUCCUACUGGGUGUUGUCUGAUAGAGGCCUGAGACUGAGGACAUGCCAGCUUAUAAUGCAGAGUGUUUUUCCUUCUUACAAAAGCUACAUACAGAAAUACAUGCCCCUGAUCGAAUAUGAAGAAGACACCAGUAAGUACGUGAAGUACACCCCUGCAAUCUUGGAGAAUAUGAUCAAUUCUCUAUUUCAGCCGAAAGUGGGGAAGUAUGGCAGCACCAAAUGCACACAUCUUGCCACUAAGAUUAAGAAUGCUGUCACAACUCACCUUCCCUCAACUCCUGCAGCUGCAUGAUCGUGUCAAGAGUUUGAUGAUCCUCGGCGACCAAUUACUUCAUCAUAUAUAGAGUUAAGUCUAUCCUACAUAGUUAUGCGUUACGGAGUUUCCAGGAUGCAUACAAAGUAAAGCAAUAUUGGGAUCAAGCGAAGUUUUCACAGCACAAUCUCCCCUUAACCUCUGACCGAUUAGCUGAGGUGUUCUUGUUGCAUAUGAUACAAACAACAUGAUAUUCAUCUAUAACCUCAACCUGUAUAUGUAUAGCUCAUGUAAGACUAAAAUUAUUAAAUUCCCUAUCAUGAGGUCCAGAAUCUUGGG
Messenger RNA from Coffea eugenioides, 2529 nucleotides. Its product is annotated as exocyst complex component EXO70A1. The coding region runs from base 121 to 2229 and encodes 702 amino acids. The record is from RefSeq and is a predicted model, not a curated record. Gene Ontology annotation, biological process: exocytosis. Lineage: Eukaryota; Viridiplantae; Streptophyta; Magnoliopsida; Gentianales; Rubiaceae. The transcript has a single exon. Gene Ontology annotation, molecular function: phosphatidylinositol-4,5-bisphosphate binding. Gene Ontology annotation, cellular component: exocyst.